Rhodamnia argentea is the source of this 2398-nucleotide messenger RNA. RefSeq names its product transcription factor MYC2-like. Gene Ontology annotation, cellular component: nucleus. Bases 136 to 1968 code for a protein of 610 amino acids. Gene Ontology annotation, biological process: regulation of DNA-templated transcription. Gene Ontology annotation, molecular function: transcription cis-regulatory region binding; protein dimerization activity; DNA-binding transcription factor activity. The transcript has a single exon. The record is from RefSeq and is a predicted model, not a curated record. NCBI's taxonomy places the organism in Eukaryota, Viridiplantae, Streptophyta, Magnoliopsida, Myrtales, Myrtaceae.
UUCCAGGAGCUCCACUAGUUCACUCCUCAACUACAAUUCAGCUCUCCGGAGCAAAACAUCUGGAACCCCCCGAAAUCUGUCCGCCUCACCAGCACUUGGAAAGAAAAGGAGCAGCCUUUUGAUUCGUUUUGUUCGAUGAGUCUGUGGACGGACUACGACAACGCCUCCGCGGCCGAUCUCUCCGCCUUCUGGCCGACUCCCCCGCCGCCGGUCACUCCUCCUCCGCCGGCGUUGCUCAAUCAGGAGUCGCUGCAGCGGCGGCUCCAGGCCCUGAUCGAGGGGGCUCGCGGGAGGGAGUGGGGGGCGGCGGCGGCGUGGACCUACACCAUCUUCUGGCAGACCUCUGGCGACUAUUCCAACCCUGUUCUCGGUUGGGGCGAUGGGUAUUACAAGGGCGAUACCAAAACCAAAAGCAAGACCACCGCUUGCUUUCCGGCCGAGCAGGAGCACCGUAAGAGGGUCCUCCGCGACCUCAAUUCGCUGAUUUCCGGGUCCGCGAUCGCCGAUGAUGCGAUUGAGGAGGAAGUGACCGACACCGAGUGGUUCUUCUUGCUCUCCAUGACCCAGUCGUUUGCCAACGGCGCGGGGUUGCCGGGUCGGGUCUUCUUUGGCUCAAAUCCUCUGUGGAUCUCGGGGGCCGAGAGAUUGGUGAAUUGCGGGUGCGAGAGGGCUCGGCAGGCGCAGGUCUUUGGGUUGCAGACCAUGGCGUGUGUCCCCGUGUUGAACGGUGUGGUCGAACUGGGUUCCACCGAGCUGAUCUUCCAGAGCUCCGAUCUGAUUAACGGAAUUAGAGGGCUAUUUAAUCUCCCUGAUCAGGAAAUGGGUUGUGGUAGUAGGGAUUUGAACAGCGAGAAUGACCCGACGUCUCUUUGGAUCUGCGAUCCACCUGUCCCGAUGGAGAUUAACGAUCGCUCUAUGACAUUUCAGAUAGAGAACCCCAGUUCAAGCAGUCUUACCGAAAGCCCCAGUGCGAUCUGCACCAGAAAUGAUCAGCAGAGCGGCCAAACCCAGCAGCAAAAUGAGGGUUUUUUCACGAAAGAGUUGAACUUUACGGAGUGCGCGAUUAAUUCGAGUAGCAGAAGCAAUGCAGAUUCUCAUCCUUUGAAGCCGGAAUCUAUUGAAGUACUGAAUUUCGGAGACAGUGGGAGUGGAAGGUUGUUUUCGGGUCAUUCACAGGUCGAGGUUGCAGAGGAGACUAUGAAGAAAAAGAAGAAGAGGUCGUCUGCUUCAAGCGGUAGCAAUGACGAGGAAAUGAUGUCCUUCACUUCUGGAGUGAUUGUGCCUUCUUCAGGAAUGUUGAAAUCGGUCAGUGGAACGGGGGAUUCGGACCAUUCGGAUGUUGAAGCCUCAGUGGUUAAGGAACCUGAGAGCAGCAAAGUCGUAGAACCUGAAAAGAGGCCGAGGAAGCGGGGUAGAAAACCUGCAAACGGGAGGGAGGAGCCUUUGAACCACGUGGAGGCAGAGAGGCAGAGGAGGGAGAAGCUUAAUCAGAGGUUUUACGCCCUAAGGGCUGUGGUUCCGAAUGUAUCGAAGAUGGACAAGGCUUCGUUGCUCGGAGAUGCGGUGUCCUAUAUCAAGGAGCUUAAUGCGAACCUACAAGCUGCAGAGUCCGAUAAGGAGGAUUUGCAGAAGCAGCUGGAUGAGCUAAAGAAGCAAUCAUCAAAUAAAGAAUGUAUCUCUUUGAAGCAAGAUCGUAAGGUGGCAAAACCUACAGGAAGUAGGUCCAAUGGGAUGGUAAUUGAUGUGAAGAUCAUGGGUUGGGAUGCGGUGAUUCGAGUGGAGAGCAGCCGGAAGGAUCAUCCUGCAGCAAGGUUGAUGGUGGCUCUUCAAAAAUUGGACUUGGAGUUGCAGCAUGCUAGUGUUUCUGUGGUGAACGAGUUCAUCAUGAUCCAGCAAGCCACAGUUAAGAUGGGGAGUCAGUUCUACACUCAGGAGCAGCUCAAGGUGGCUCUAUUUGCCCAAAUCUGAGAAAGUUUGAAGGAUUUCGUUCCGUGCGAGUUGGCAUCGACUAGACAAUGGAAUUGAAGUUUCUCCAUUGAAAGCGAGAACCUGCGCAAUAUUGUCAGGUUCCGGGUGGUGCGAACUCUUUGGUCAAUGGGCUUUGUUUAGUUGUGUUGUUGCUUCUGGUAGAUUGAACUCCUAGAUUGCAAGUUGUAGUAAAUAGCCUAGUUCUAGCAUAUAGCAAUUUUUUUUUUUUUUUUUCACAUUGGAUGUCCUGCCGGUCUUCGAUGUAAAUAGAUGUUCCGAAACUGAAACUUCUGGGCUGUUUCCUCAAUCCUUUGUUGGCUUGUUCUGCUGUUUGUUGGGUUCAACCGAGAUCAUGUCCCUUGUACACCAAGCAUCCUGUAAUCAAUGGGCAAGUGUGGCACCGUAUAUUUAUUAUUGUCUUCCUGUCAAA